AAAGAUUCCGGCAUCGUUCCAAAUUUAAAAACAAGGUGGGAAUACUUCUCAAAAUCAACCUUCCGUGAAUCGUUCGCAGAAGUUUUUGUUUUGCUCAAAGAAAAAGUUAUCUAGUCUAUGGAAAUGUCUGACGACGAAGAACAAGGAAAAGAGUAUUUGAUCAAGUUUUUAGCUUUGGGUGAUUCUGGCGUUGGUAAAACAAGUCUUUUAUAUCAAUACACGGAUGGUCAUUUUAACCCUCGAUUUGUGCCUACGAUAGGGAUUGACUUCCGAGAAAAACGAGUGAUACAUCAUCCUUUGGGCCCAGAUGGAGUAACCCGUUCAACAAGAGGUCAAAGGGUUCAUCUUCAACUUUGGGAUACUGCCGGACAGGAAAGAUUUAGGAGUUUAACUACAGCUUUCUUUCGAGAUGCCAUGGGAUUUCUUCUAGUCUUUGAUCUGACACAUGAACAGUCAUUCUUAAAUAUUAGGAACUGGUUAAGCCAAUUGCAAACACAUGCUUACUGUGAAAACCCUGAUAUAGUUUUAAUUGGUAAUAAAGCAGACUUGGAGGAUCAGAAACAAGUGGAUGAGAAUGAAGCCAGGACACUUGCAGAGAAUCUGGGUCUGAAAUACUUUGAGACUAGUGCAUUUAAUGGGCAGAAUGUGAGCAAAUCAGUAGAGGCCUUGCUUGACCAGGUUAUGGCAAGAAUGGAAAAUUGUGUGGACAAAGCCACUUUACCUAAUGGUGUUUUCAACAACAAUCCUAACAGAGGUACAAAACUAACAGAAGUUGAUGAGGCAAAUGAUGAACCACAAGCAGGCUGUUCGUGCUAAACGAACGAUCACAAUUAUCACUUCUCUAAUAGCUUUUUCAAGUGCAUAUGAAAAUAUUUUCUUCUGAAAUGGUAACAUACCAUAUAAAACAUUUGAAACAAGAAAUCCAAGAAAAACUUUAUGAUUGCUAUUACCAUGACACCAGAAAAGGUGUAUUUUAUUUAGAAUUACAAGACUUUGUAUAUUACAGCUAUUACUUAAAUAGUACAGAAUAAUGUGGUUUAGUUUUUGGGAACUGAAUGUGAGACAUUCAAUGCAGGGGGAUUAUGGUGAUGUAUGUAGUUAAAGUUGCUUCAAUUUUUUUCUACUUUGCUGUAAGUUAUUUAGUAUUUAGAAUUGUUAACAGUCUAUAACAGCCCUGGGGAACAGGUUUACUAAAUGCAACCACAGGGGAAAGAGAAUUCAAAUGUAAACCUUUGUCUGCAAUUUCGUAGGUAGUUUUCAUUUGCAAAUCAACUAUCAGUGUUAUUAAAUGAAAAUAUAUUUCAUAUGCACUUUUGUGAAUGUAGUCAUGAAAUAAUUUGAAAGUCCAUGGUUUAUAUUGAUAAUAACCAGUAUUUAUUGAGUCUGUCGCAAUGCAUAGAUAGCAAGUUUACAAAAAUUUUUAUUUUAUUUUGGCAAAUACAAAGUUUUUAUUUGUGAUAGUGGAUUCAAUCAAAUUCCUGCUAGUCUGUGCUAUGAAAAUGUAAUCUACAGAAACUUUUUAGGGCUACCUUAAAUUGUGACAAACACUCAGAUUAUCAUUUAGCCCUUUUGUUAGAAGUGAUUAUAAUCAUUAUAGAUUAUCACAAGUGCAGGUAGGGGGUUUUGGAGGACACCUUCAUAUAAUGGGUCACUAUUAAUAAUAGAAAAAUUUCAAUGAAUACAUGUACUUGUGAGAAUAAAGCAAGCAGCCUCAUGUUUUUUUCUGUAAUCUAGUGACAGGUUUCCUUUCAGAGUUGGAGCUAAACAACUAACCAUGACUGGUAAAGGUAGAAAAAGAAUUAAAUUGCCCCCCUUUAUUAAUUUUCCAUUUUAGUUUGGAAAAAAAGUUUUCUAAAGCUUGAUAACAGUGAUAACCCAAGGUAGUGUCCUCAUUCAGUUUCUUGAUGUACUUGGGAGAGACCUCUCAGGGAAAGAUUUUGGUAGCAAGUUCUUUAGCAUAUUGUACGUGUCAACAAGAUAGAGUGAGGUACAACUGAAAUAAUACAAUAUUACAGGCAAUAGUUAAAUUUACUCAUCCAAACAUGACAUGAUGUUGUGUGAUGAAUUUGCCAAGGCAAUAAAUCAGUGGCAUAAGGUCAACAUGUAAUGACAAUCUGAUCAGCUACUGUUGACCUUUCUACCAACUUGUUCGUCUUGGAUCAGCUUCUACACUGUAGAGUUUCUAAAUCCUUGACAGUUUUUAGUUUGUUCCUGUAAACUUUAUUUUGUCAGACCUUAAAUAGAAUGUCAAAUGUGUGGACUGUCACAAGUACAGUUCUAAGGUUCAUCAGGUAUUACUUCAGUCUAGUGACCAGCAAUCCUAAGGCCACAAGUGGAUGUUGCUAAUGUAUAAUUAGGCCUCUUUAGUUUAAUUGUUAAAUUUCAUAUACCAAAUUGUCAUGUUCAUUUGUGAUAUUUAACCAUUAGACAGUGCAAUUAUUUAAAAUGCAAUCCCUUGAAAUCAUGGUGUUAACUCUUGAAAUUGUGAAUGGUACCAAAGAAUUAUUAAUAAUGAAUAAACAAACAUUUACUGUUCA
This is a messenger RNA of Stylophora pistillata, 2537 nucleotides long. Its product is annotated as ras-related protein Rab-27A. Lineage: Eukaryota; Metazoa; Cnidaria; Anthozoa; Scleractinia; Pocilloporidae. The record is from RefSeq and is a predicted model, not a curated record. Gene Ontology annotation, molecular function: GTP binding; GTPase activity.